Molecule: messenger RNA, 6991 nt
Organism: Cephus cinctus (wheat stem sawfly)
Lineage: Eukaryota; Metazoa; Arthropoda; Insecta; Hymenoptera; Cephidae
Gene: tinc
Product: protein tincar
Exons: 17
Coding region: 1294-5145 (1283 amino acids)
Source: RefSeq, a predicted model, not a curated record
UGCUCAGCGAGUAACAUCUAGUCGGGUGCUCGGGCCGGCUUUGCCACUCGAUUAGUCUCGAUUAUUGGCUUUGAUUGUUUUUAAAUCAAAUCUAUUUGAGCGAAGUCGAGUCGAGUUUGGUGAACGAGAUAGUGCGGUUUUUAACGACGGAAGAAAAGAUUUAUUGCAUUUAUUUUUGUUAUUAUUUUCUCGAAGAAACAGUGAAUACGAUUAUUUCGAACUAGUGAAUGUGAUAUUUUGAACUUAUCCUGGACACGAACCACAGUAGCGUUGAGGUUUGAGUCUGGUUUCCUCGACAUCUGAAACUCGACACGAAUCGGUUACGAGUAUGUUAAAUAUUUUUGUUCUCUCCAAUACAGUAUCCCUGUACAGAUUGACAUAUCCAAUGAACCGCGGGAAGUGAGUUGUUUCGAGUUAUUUGAACGUACUAGCGGUUUUAUGUUUCUUCAUACAAUAUACGUGAUUGACUUGUGUCUGGGAUUUUGAUGCGAUAGUCGUGACGAAUCUUGUGUGACUUUUAUAAAGUGUUGGUAUAAAUAUAUGUCGGAUAUAUCUAUGGUAACAAAUAUAUUGAGUGUUCUGAUCGUUCUAGUGAAAUAUGCUACGUGCUCUCAAGUGACAUUUGAAUAAUAAAAAUCGUAAAUCCAUCGUAUUCGAAGUGAGUCUAAAUAUUUAAAAUAAAAGGAAGAAGAUACUUCCGCGUGUGUUUUAAUCUCACGGUGUGUGUCUCUCAGUGAACUUGAGUGAUUGACAAGUAUCGACAGUCGAUUGAUGCUUGUGGAUUAUCCCGGAUCGGACGAGACUUCCUUCACGCUGAGACGAUCGCCCGAUUUUUCUUCUGACCAAAAGCAAAAAGAUUUUCAUCAUCCUCGCUACGUUAUUUUUUCUACUUUGGAUUCUUUCUUUGAUAACUCCUGGCAGGAUUUCUAUUGAUGGGUGGCGAUUAGGAAAUCAUUAUUUUUCCCUUAGUCAGAUCAAGUGCCUCGUGUUCGUAGCGGUAGUAUCUGGAGCCCUGACAUUUCCAUAUCAAGGGCCCCUAUUCUUCGUCAUGCCCCCAACGUGCUGUAGGAAUUGCAUUUAAAAAAAAGAGAACCAAGAAAAGAGAUGCUUGGGAAAGAUAUUACAGCGGGGAAAACGAGGACACCGUAUGAAUGAAGAACAUUGCGAAUAUCCACGUGACGCCGACUAAAAAAUCCGACUCAGGGUCGAAAAUGCUGGAAAUUCGAGCUGACGAAGAAAAAUUUGCCAGGGUACUUUAGACAGAUUGCGUAAUCGCAAAAAGUAGGGUGAAAAAUGUCGAUGACCGGAAGCCUGAUGGGCUACGAGAACAACAACGAGGUGAACCAGGCCAAGUGCAAGAAGCCAUUAAAGCCACUUCCCGUAGUGACGAGCGUAAAUGCUACAGGCGUCACCAGUACGAGUAAAGUACGAAGAUCUCGGGCCCCAUCGAAACGCGAAUCUUGCAUACGUGGACACGUGAACAGUCUAUGGUCUGUUUGGUACGGCGUCCUCGCCGUGGCGCUGCAGGCGUACAUAGCUAUCAGAUGCGCCAAAAGAUUUGUUGCUUACCUCUCUCUACCCUGGCCAGCGGACGCACCCCCGCCAACGAUAGAGCUGCACGCCUGUCUUGUACUGGCUGGCGCUGGUGUACUUCUACUUCCGGUUUUAUUGACAUCAGCAUUUCUCAAAUUGGGAAAUUUGGCUAACGAUGGCGUAAAGCUCGGGAGACACCUCAGUACCUGCACUCGGGAUCCUCCCACGUUGCUCACAAACAAUCCUGACAAUGGUCUUGCCAGUAAUCUCUGGAGACACGGUGGACCCACUGCAGCCUUUGUUCAUCUUUGCACUGCCAUGUGCUUUCUUCUUCCUUCUUUACUCAUGGAAGCUCGUCUGAUUCAUGCUGGAUUUCUACCAAAAGAAGCAAUAUGGCGCACGGAUCUCGACUGGGUCGUUAUUCAUCGUGACAGACUGGUGGUAUUGAGCUUUAUGAAUCCGCCGGGAAAUCUGAGCGGAAUUACUGGAUUUAUAACGCCACAGCCUUACGUCACUGCACCGCCUUAUGAACUCGAAACCGAAGCUAUUUUAUCGUCGACCACCGACUUAACGGAUUUUCACCAGGAGUCUAUCAGCACCGACAGCACCGAAAGCUUCAUCAAGAAAUUGACCAGUGCAGCCAACGUUUACAAUCCUGUGACGAAAUCUGCAGUGCUGCCGCCGUCCAUUAUUAAAACUGCAGAAUUGACAACACCCAGUACAACUUCCACGACGGGAUCGACCUCGACCGUGACCCCAGCACCGUCUACGACUGCGUACACCUCCACGAGGAUCAUUGCAACCCCUGGUAUCAGUCUCAAGUCUACUGAGAAACCUAGCACUAGCCCCAGUGCGACAUCUACAAAAAGCUCAAGAACUACCAUUUUUGGUCAGAAACGAACCACGGCCAAGGUCAUCCCCAAGAAUGGUACUGCCAAGGGGAAGGCCAAGAAGAAUACCUUGAAGCCUACCGCACUUAAGCUCACUCAGGUUCAUAGGAGCAAUCUGACCGCGCAGAGUUUACCUAGUCUGAGCAGCUUGGCAGAUCUGGAUAAUCCUGAGAACAUAAAUCUGGAGUUUCACUCAGGCGAAUCUUAUGGACCCAUCACACUGGAGUACCUGAACUACGCCAUUGCAUUGGGUGUCUACUCUGUAAGAUAUCCAGCGGUUUUUUGGUCCUGCAAUAAAGCACUAGGCACCAUUUUCAGCUUGCAACUCGUCGCAAAUUCCGCACAGAGCUUGUUGGCUUAUGCAGGAAUGUCGGUACUCUACAAGGUUCAGGUUGUCGGAUUACUAAAGGUACUUCCGCAUCUGCGUCAUCGUACAGUCUCAACUGCCAGUACAAUUUCGACAUUCCUAGGAGAUUCGUACUUCCUGUUAAAUCCGCACGUCACGCUGGCGCUGUUCGCACUUUCAUCCCUUUUGGUCCUUUGUUCCAGUAUGGUCAUGUACCUGUAUGCUCAUGGAAGGUUUGUUGCGUUCCUGAAUCAAGAACGCGAACGCAGAGUGAUUUUGGCUAAGGAUGGUCGCGACGGAAGUGGCUGGGGUUACUUCACCCACUGCGCAGCGCUCUGCGUCUUUCUGGCGAUUGCGAUAUGCAGCGCUCCACUUUUAUACGACUAUACCGUGAUCUACAGAGGAAGUCUAGAUGGCGCAAUUCUCGCCUGUAUCAUCGGGACCGUUCUUCAUCUUUUUCUCUGGCUUGUUUUGUGGGUCUUCCUUAUGGUCAAGCAGAAAUGGAUCUUCAAACUUCGUGUAACCAUUGGACGCGCCACUGUUAGAUCAGCAAGAUCAGUCAAACUGGUGACAGACGUCGAUUUGUUAUCGGCCAGAGACGACGAGGAGGGUACCAACGCACCCUUACUGGUUGUCGGUAAUGGUAGAACUUACACUAUUGCCGACACCUCUCCGAAGAAGGCUAUCAUGAGUGUUAUCCAAAAAGCAGCCAUGGAGAGAAAAGCUCGAGCGCAAGGUGCUAACGUCGAUUGCGUAGACGGCGAGUCAACGGCUGACGGGGAUGAACAGAUCUACUGGCUGAGGCCCAAGUUACGUCCGAGUCCGGCCCAAUCGCCAAGCGAAGGUUCAGGCCCACCAGUUGGAGACAAAAGUUGGCUCAAUAAGAAACUUAAGCCAAAAGUCACCUUUAACGACCUGCCUAGUACGUCAGGCUCGCGCAAUAAGGGAAAAGCCCGACGAGGCGUUGCCGAUGGCGGGCCAGACGAUGACGGCGAUUACGCAACGUUACGGGAAUUGCCGUUAAUGACGUCACUCGAUCCUGCCGACGAUUCCACAUCCGAGGAGAACAAGUGGGGAAGAUGGCUGGUAGCCCGUAGGGAUGCUAUACCAAAAUUUGCGGAUUUGCUGGAGUGCGUGAACGAUGACCAAGUGACAUAUUACGCAAGUGCAAAUCGCGACCUUCAACCAUCGGAAGGCGAUCCGUCACCCCUUCUGACUCCUGAACCAUUACCGGAUCCACCCCCAGUUCCACUUCCUCUUCCACCACCGACGCCAACUUGUGCCUCAAGUAGUGACGUCAUCACAGCACCCCUAACUACUAAUACUCAGAUAAAUGGCGGUCAAACGCCUCGCUGUCUUCGUCGUGCAGAUUCAGGAAUGCCCCACGAAGAACUGACGCCACGGUCGGACUCCUCUAAUUCACCUCCAUUGGAUGGCGGCUCAUCAGCACCAAGUAAUACAAGUAGCCACAGUGAGACAUCUAGCGGCGUUCACUCGAACGCGAGUAACGCAAGCAACACAAGCAACGUCAGUACGACGUCACAGCAGCGUAGAGCAACCAGCGUGGACGAUUUGACCGGAGAGCCAAGGGAGGAGCCACAGUGGCGUAGUUGCUCGUUACAAAGAGGGAUGCAACCACCGACAAACGGAAAGGCAACAUUUUCACCCCCAAAUUCUCGUCCCGGUACGAGCCAAUCGUCGUUCUCGCCGCAGUACGCGAAUCACGUACCUCUGUUGAACGGCGUGGAUCACGGUGGCGGCGCUGCAGUCGUCGGGGGAGUCCCCGCUGUCAUUCUGGAGAAUCCAAACGAGGCGACUGUCGUGAUUCGUCGAAAAUUAUCAAGGCCGAAGAUAACCGAACCCCUAAAUCCGAACGAGGAGCCCUUCGGCAGGUCUACCAACAUGAGAAUGACGUCAUUCACGGAAAACAGCGACCUCAGAACCAUUCAAGCUUCCUCCGCAACGCUUCCUCAUUACCCAACUCAGCCUGUUGUUACGUAUCCUCACUGCUCCACCAUGCCGCUGCCUCACGCCUCGCACAGUAUGGCUGGUUCCAAUAUAGCUGGUUCCACUGGUAGCUGCGGUUCCGUUCCUAGAACGGUUCCUAUCGCGCAUACUACUGUUCCUGCUCAUACCACGCUACCUUCCCAUCACAAUGGCGUAAGGUUGCUACACGGUGGUCCCAACCCGUUUGUUAAGAGGUUCCCACCGGUACAGGUGCACACACAGUCCUGGGGAAUACCCGGACAUCAUACUUUCCCUCAAGCACCACAGAACAAACUCUCUGCGCCUGCGCAGAUCAGACAGAGCGACAGGGACUCUGCUAAUUUUUCUAUGGCCAGCAGUGGCGAUUCCGAUACGUGUUUACCCCAUUAGAUUAUAAAACUUAUGGGUAUGGUUUAGCCAAUGAAUACAAGUUAGACGGAGUGAUAUGGCGCUCUGAAUUUUUCUAUGGCUUAUUCCGUUAGGUAGUUAAAAGAGAUGAAAAAGGGUUGCCCCAUUGAUCGAGUCAGGUCGAUAGAAAAAUUGUGGAUACAUAUUUCUCUCUAUGUCAGAGAGGUUGACUGUGCGAUUUUUUUUUUCCUGAACUACUUCUAGUCCGACUUUCUCCCGUGGACAAUAAUUUCUUAUUUUUAUUCGGUGCGAAUGAUUGUAAACGAUACGGUGGGUGCUUUUUUCAAUUUUUUAGAAUGUCUGAUUAAAGGUUUCAAGUGUGCCUCUCAUUGCUUCGGGACUCAGGUAUUAGACUGUUCAGGAUGACAAGAAUUAAUAAUGUUAAAAUAGAUGAACGGAGUAACGAUUAAAACUAAAGGUGUCGCACAAUUACAAAGAUGGCACGUGGUGCGCCGUGAGCGUAGACUAAACUUUUCUACACGAUUUUUGCAAGAAUUAGAUUAGCCAAGAGAGCCGAACUUCUUGCUGGACACAUAAUUUACAUAUCGCACGAUGCAACAACAUAUCCCUGUAUUUUCGAUUCACCUUUAUAUUUAAAUGACCAGUAGCUCAAUGGGCUUAUUCGUGGGAAUUAUUCCCAUCGCCUACGAUUAAUCUUAACGUUUAUUCCUUUUUCUAUAAGCUAGCGAGAUGCGAUUGUUUGUCCACGGGAAAAAAUAUUGUUCUGAAUGAUAUACACUGUAAAUGUCACUGACAUCUUUCAAAUACAAGUAGUCACGUGAAUGAAGAGUCAGAGACAAAAAAAAUUAAAAAUUCAUGCUUUCUGAUAGAUUUUUUUUUCUACUUGUAGAUCAACGAUAGACUCUUUGGAUCGAUCAAAUUGGUUCGAUAGUAACCCUAACGAGACAUAAUAAAUUGUACGAAGCGAAAACCACCAUUGAUACCCUGAGAGAGUAAUCUUGAAAAAUUCUUAAGGGGAUGUUCUUGUUAAAGAAAAAAAAAAGAAAGUUGUUUUCAUAGUACGAAUAUGAAAGAGAUGUAAGAAGAGAAAAAGAGAAAUAAGAAAAAUAACAAAAAAAAAACGUAGACAAAAUAGUAUUACAUAAAAAUACGCUAAGGUUAGCAAAAAAACAAUUUCAAAGAAAAGCUUUUCACUUUUCGUUACGUCGCUGUACUAUUUUGCGAGCAGAACGAAUCUCUGUCGAUUUACAAUUGUUUUCUUAGUUAUCUUUUGUGUAUAGUUCACUCACUGUAAAUCUGUCCCUGUACAUUAUUUUUGCAUCGAUUACGUCUUGGGGCUCAUUCGGACCAAAAGGCGGAGGGUAGCGUCAAAUAGGGAAGAAGUUUUUGGAUCUGACGACGUAGCAGUUCAAUGCUCUUUGCCCAUUGGUCACUGCCUGCUGAUCACUGCCAGCUACCUUUGGUGUGAAUGAACCAUUAUGGUUGUCCUUUCUUGUGAAAGAUUGAACGAAUCUUGAUAAUUCUUUAUCGGCGCUCUUUAUUGUGGCGGCACUGUUAACGCUAAUUAUUACUAAACUCGUGAAGGGUGAAUGGGAAAAAAAAUCUAUUUAACCCUUUAGGAACGUAUGCGUGUACUCAAAUUUUUAACGUAAGAAAAAAAAAGAAUUACGGUGAUAUAAGGGGGAAAAAAACGAACCGAAGAUAUAUGGAUUACUGCCACUAUCCUUAAAACACAAAAUAUGUUUUGUGACGUGAUUUUUCGACUCACGGUCCCAAGGCGGCUCCGGUUACCGAUACAGAUAACGUUCUCGAUUUCUGGUUCCCUUCGGGUCGCCACCCUACUCAGAAGCUACGCUCUCAGGUUGAU